Molecule: messenger RNA, 5259 nt
Organism: Herpailurus yagouaroundi (jaguarundi)
Lineage: Eukaryota; Metazoa; Chordata; Mammalia; Carnivora; Felidae
Biological process (GO): virion assembly; proteolysis
Molecular function (GO): zinc ion binding; nucleic acid binding; aspartic-type endopeptidase activity
Source: RefSeq, a predicted model, not a curated record
AUGGCGGGUGUCCGGGCUGCAGCACGCAAGCCCACCAAUUUGGCCAAGGUGUACUCGGUAGUACAAGGUAAGACAGAGAGCCCUGCCACCUUUUUAGAAAGAUUAGUGGAAGCCUUUAGGCAGUAUACCCCCAUGGACCCCGAGGCCCCCGAAAAUCAGGCCGCUGUUGUAAGGUCUUUUGUAAACCAGGCUGCCUAUGACAUCAAAAAGAAACUCCAAAAAUUAGAGGAUUUAGAAGGAAAACAGAUCCAGGACUUACUCCGCAUUGCUCAGUGGGCAUAUAAUAAUCGGGACGCUCCAGAAGAUAAACAGCUCAAAGCCACCAGGAAAAUGACUAAAGUCUUAGCUGCCAUAGUUCAGAAAAAUCAAGGGCCCACAGGAGAACAGAAAACUCGCCCCCCUAGGCACCCCCUAGACAAAGACCAAUGUGCCUACUGUAAAGAAAAAGGACGUUGGAUUCGUGACUGUCCCAAAAAGAAACAACUGCGCUCGGGAUCAGAGCCAUGGCAAACCAAAGGAAGACGGGGUUCGGACCCCCUCCCCGAGCCCAGGGUAAUCCUACAAGUUGAGGGGACCCCUGUGCAAUUCCUCGUGGACACAGGAGCUCAGCAUUCAGUACUCACUAGCCCUCAUGGAAAAAUCUCUGAUAAGUCCUCCUGGGUCCAGGGACCUACAGGAACUAAAAAAUAUCCUUGGACCACCCAAUGAACCGUGGAUCUAGGGACAGGAAGGGUAACCCAUUCCUUUUUGGUUAUCCCGGAUAGUCCCUGCCCCUUGCUGGGAAGAGAUCUCCUCACGAAAAUAGCUCAGAUUCACUUUCAGCCUGAAGGGCCUAAAGUGACUGACUCCCAGGACCAACCUAUCUCGGUCCUCACCAUACAGCUGGAAGAUGAAUAUCGGCUUCACCAAACUCCACCCUUCCCAGAACAGGAUAUUGACUACUGGCUCCACUGGUGUCCCGAAGCCUGGGCAGAAACCUGGGGAAUAGGGCUAGCGAAAUAUCGUCCUGCUCUAUUCAUAGAAGUUAAGCCAGGGGUCGACCCCGUGAGGGUCAAGCAGUACCCCAUGUCAGCAGAGGCCAGGCUGGGCAUCACCCCACACAUCCGCCGUCUCCGCGAUGUCGGUAUCCUUAGACCAUGCCAUUCGGCGUGGAAUACCCCUUUGUUGCCUGUGUGCAAGCCUAACAGUGGAGAUUACCGGCCAGUGCAAGACCUAAGAGAGGUCAACAAACAGGUUAUGGACAUUCACCCUACCGUGCCCGACCCUUAACUCAGUACCCUCAGCCCAGACAAACAAUGGUACACUGUCCUUGAUUUAAAAGAUGCCUUUUUCAGCCUGCCUUUGGCCCCCAAGAGCCAAGACAUCUUUGCAUUCGAAUGGGCGGAUCCAGAAAGAAGCAUAAAUGGACAACUCACCUGGACCCGACUUCCACAAGGAUUUAAAAAUUCCCCUACCCUAUUUGAUGAAGCCCUGCAUGAAGAUUUAAGUAAGUACCAGAAAUUAAACCCAAAUGUGUCUCUCCUACAAUAUGUAGAUGACCUCCUUAUUGCAGCUGAGACCCGAGAAGCCUGUCUCGUGGGGACGAAGAACCUCCUGCAGACGCUGGGGAACCUAGGGUACCGCGCAUCCGCUAAGAAGGCCCAAAUCUGAAAACCUGAGGUAAUAUAUCUGGGGUACCUACUAAAAGAAGGACAAAGAUGGCUCACUGAUGCCCGGAAAGAGACUGUCCUCCGCAUUCCGCGACCCACCACGCCUCUACAGGUGAGAGAAUUCCUGGGGUCUGCAGGAUUCUGCUGGUUAUGGAUCCCAGGUUUUGCUGAAAUGGCCAAACCCCUUUACGCAGUCUCUAAAAACCAACCAUCAUUUGAAUGGUCUGCGGAAGCUGAGCAGGCAUUCCAACAGAUAAAGAGAGCCCUCCUAUCGGCCCCAGCUCUAGGACUGCCCGAUAUCUCUAAGCCUUUCCACUUAUAUGUGGACGAACAUAAAGGCAUAGCCAAGGCAGUGCUAACCCAGCAUCUAGGUCCAUGGGCCAGACCAGUGGCCUAUCUCUCAAAAAAACUGGACCCUGUAGCCGCAGGAUGGCCCCCUUGUCUCCGGAUAAUAGCGGAUACAGCCCUAAUGGUUAAAGACGCCGAUAAGCUAUCCCUGGGCCAAGAGUUACAUGUCACCACACCCCACGCCAUCGAAGGAGUGCUCAAGCAGUCCCCCGAUAGGUGGAUUAGCAAUGCCCGGAUGGUCCACUAUCAGGGACUCCUGUUAAAUCCCUUGCGGAUCACAUACACCUCUCCUCGAACUCUAAACCCGGCCUUGCUGCUACCCGACCCUGACCUGGACUCCCUGCUCCAUGACUGUGCCAACAUCCUAGCGCAGAUCCAUGGAAUAAGGGAAGAUCUACAGGACCAGCCUUUACCUGAUGCUGAGGUCACCUGGUUCACGGACGGAAGCAGUUUCGUCCAUCAAGGACAGAGGUAUGCGGGGGCAGCAGUGACAUCCGAGACUGAAGUAAUAUGGGCAGAGGCUCUGCCCCCAGGAACUUCUGCCCAAAGGGCAGAACUGAUUGCCUUGACACAAGCAUUAAAAAUGGGGCGGGACCGCAAAGUGACUGUAUAUACAGACAGCCGGUAUGCCUUUGCCACAGCCCAUAUACAUGGGGCAAUAUACCAUGAGAGGGGACUACUCACUGCUGAAGGCAAAGAUACCAAAAAUAGAGAUGAAAUUCUGGCCCUAUUGGUCGCUAUUUGGGGCCCUAAGAAACUGGCCAUAGUACAUUGCCCGGGUCACCAAAAAAUAACUGAUACAAUCUCUUGAGGAAAUAAUCUAGCUGACCAAACUGCACGCCAGGUAGCGCAAAAACCCAUCCCAGUAUUACCUGCGCAGCUACCAGACCCAGGGCCCCGAGAUUUACCCCCACAGCCUGAAUACUCAGAAGAUGAUCUUAUCUGGAUGCGCAAGCUCCCAAUGACCCGAGUUACAGAUGGAUGGUGGAGGGACUCCAGAGAUGCCUUAUCCUUCCCGAAAAAUUGGGCCACGCAAUCCUGACAAAAAUACACCACUCUACCCACUUGGGGCCCCGAGGACUUCAAGAUCUCAUCAGACAAUCCAAACUGGUAUUAAGAAACAUCUCUGACCAGACAGAAAGGGUUGUGACAGCCUGUUCUGCAUGUCGACUCCAGAAUGCACACCCACACGCUACAGCCCAAGGCCACCGUGAAAGAGGAACCCUACCAGGAUCCCACUGGGAAGUGGACUUCACCAAGGUAAAGCCCAGCAAAUACGGCUAUAAAUACUUACUAGUGUUCAUAGACACCUUUUCAGGAUGGACUGAAGCCUUCCCAACCAAGAAGGAAACGGCACAGAUUGUAGCCAAAAAGAUCCUAGAAGAAAUCCUGCCCAGGUAUGGUUUUCCAGUAAUGAUAGGGUCAGACAAUGGACCUGCAUUCGUCUCUAAGGGCCCUACAGUGAGUUCAUGAGGCCGUGUUGGCCUAAACUAAGAGAACUGUAUGAGACGGGGCCCCCAUCCACACCUCAUCAGUACCGCCCGGGAGACUGGGUCCUGGUCAAGUGACACCGACAAGAAAACUUCGAACCCAGAUGGAAAAGACCUUACCAGAUCAUCCUGACAACUCCCACCGCCAUCAAGGUAGAUAACAUCCCUACCUGGAUUCACCACACCCAUGUUAAACCUGCCGACCCGCUGUCCAACCUCGUGGGACACACUGACAAAAAAACUGCUUGGACUGUAGACCAGAGUAAGAACAACCCCCUCAAACUAACCUUGCACUGUACUCUCCCUAAACAUGAUCAAGAUAAUGAUCAUUAUCCUGCUAGCCCUAAACUUCAACCCCCUAAAGGGGGGACUGAAUGCACCCGUUGAUAAACAGGCAUUGCUACAAGCCCUAUAUGGAAGGCCCUGUGAUUGCAAAGGUGGCAUAGUUACCACCAUUGCUCUGUCACAUAGUAAAAGGAUAGUAGCUGGCUCCGUAGGAUGAGGGGGUCUACAGCGGCCUUACACCCAAACCCAAGAUUGUGGGACCACAAUCGCUUACCUCACCCAGACUUAUGACAGCACAGGAUUCGAAAAGCAGCAAUGGUUAUGUGUUAACAAACCCGAGCCCUUACCCACCAUGACAGAAUGCCCUUGCAAAACUUUCCAGGAGUCGAUACACAGUUCUUGUUAUGACUCCUAUCAGCAAUGUAUAGGGCCAGAUAAUGCUACUACCUACUUUACGGCCAUCCUACAAAGUACCAGAGCAGCCAUAGCCAGUGAUGGCUGCCGUGGCUCAGUUGGAGCCACCAUCUGCUGGAACCCUCGAGCCCUAUACAUGUGUCAGACGGUGGAGGGCCCCAAGACGCUGUUAGACAAAUUGAAACGCAAAAGAAACUUAAAGACCUCACGAAACAUAUGUAUCCACAGCUUAACUACCACCCCCUAGUUCUCCCUAGGCACAGCCCUUACUAGUUAGACCCUCAGACAAUGUCUAUCCUAGAAACCACCUUCUCACUCUUAAACACCCCUAACCCAAUUUUAGCCCAAGAUUGCUGGCUGUGCCUACCCCAACAAGCUCCCCGACCCAUCGCCAUCCCCACCAUAGUUAAUAUUAGCAUAACCAAUGACUGCUUCCCCUCUUCCCUACCUGAACCCUUCCCCGUUCAGUUCAUUAGUCCGUUCAACGCAUCUUGCUUCAUAAGUAACCUUACCUCUCAGAACAACGGCAUAGAUGUAGGAAUCACGUCCCUUGCCCAAUGCCACCAGUACAUCACUAUCAGCUCCUCCCUAUGCAGUACUAACACCACUGUAUUCGUCUGUGGGAAUAACCUAGCCUAUACCUACCUCCCCCAUAAUUGGACUGGAAUAUGUGUCCUGGCCACUCUGUUACCAGAUAUUGACCUGGUUGCAGGGAAGACCCCCAUGCCCAUCCCUAGUCUGGACUUUGUAACUGGCAGAUCCAAGCGAGCUGUGGCUGUAAUCCCCCUCCUAGCGGGCCUAGGAAUUACAGGUGCAGUAACUACUGGGACAGCAGGGUUAGGAGUCUCUAUACACUCCUAUCUGCGACUCUCCCGUCAACUAAUUGAUGAUGUCCAAGCCUUGUCAAGGACAAUCCAAGAUCUGCAAGACCAGCUAGAUUCCCUAGCAGAAGUAGUGUUACAAAAUAGAAGGGGUUUAGACCUACUAACCGCAGAACAAGGUGGCAUCUGUUUAGCCCUACAAGAAAAAUGUUGUUUCUAUGCCAACAAAUCAGGAAUAGUUCGGACCAAAAU